Messenger RNA from Suillus fuscotomentosus, 672 nucleotides. RefSeq lists its product as uncharacterized. Lineage: Eukaryota; Fungi; Basidiomycota; Agaricomycetes; Boletales; Suillaceae. The annotation marks the transcript as partial. The transcript has 2 exons. The record is from RefSeq and is a predicted model, not a curated record.
AACCUUCUCUUAUCUCGUGGCCACACCAUUGUCGACCAUGGACAAUAUUUACAAUUUGACUUGAAAACAGACAGCGAUUCCUUCCACUCAACCACCCCGUCCAGAGCAGUCUCUACAGUAUUAAAAAGAGUGGUGCUCCCGGAGCUAUUGAACUCAAGGGAGGUUGAAAGGUUUUGCACCAAGCAAACGCUCUCACAAGCAGAAAUCGACUAUCGGCUUCAGACGGUGACCAAAGCUGCAUGAGAGGAACAGGCUGUAUUACCCUCCACGUAAGGCCUGACCCGCCUCUACUAUCUCGAAGUCUGGAUUACUAGGACUACCUCGAUUCACAGCAGCCGACGUAGGUGUUGGCGAAGAUUGGAGUCAUUUAAACAAGCGAAGGCAGCGCGCGAGGAAGGAAACCCCAUUGCUGCGCUAGCAAAAGCGCGCCGAAAGGGCCAAGGCUGUCUGAGGCGAAUGAUCGACCUUAACUCUCGCGUAGCCGACUCGUUGUAUCCGGGACAGUCACCAAACGUAUCAUCUGAUGGAGACCCAGGCUCGAGAUUUUCUACGCUCUGCGUCUCGUCUGUAAAGUUAACCAGCCCGAGACUAUACCGAUUUCAUGGACGGACGAGCAAGAAUAUCUGCUGUCUCGGAGCACGCCUUGCUGGCGAGAAUUGAACAAGCCUGUCU